CGAAUUUAUGCCUCCAACCCUGUGGCCUCCCUUCGGCCAGCACUCGGCCAUUUCCCAAUCGACCUGCAUCCACCCAGAUCACCUCUAUCUCCUUCGCCAUGCACAAAUCCGCGCACGACUUCACCGAGGCCAAGCGCCAGAAAGACAUCAUCUCCUGGGACGCCUACACCAGCGGCCUCAAGGCCGGCGCCUGGGCCAGUCUGGCCAUGGGUGCGGUCGUCUACAGUGCCAACGCGUACCACCGCGGCUUCCGCGCGCGCCUUGGCGUCAGUGGCAAAUGGGCUCUUGUGGUGUCGGCUUACCUGGCCGGAUUCGCCAUCGUGGCCGAAAAUCGUCUCCUGGCUGGGGCCAGAAAUCCUGACCAGUACAUGGCUGCACUUGACCCCAACUACGUUGAGAUCCGCAUAAUGAAAACCCGACUGCCGCUGCACAAACGAGCGGCCAACUUCGUGUACGACCAUCCGUAUCGUAGCUUGGUGACGGCGGGUGUGCCUCUAGUGGGUGGCAUUUUCGCCUACCAAACCACGAACACCAGCAUCGCUCGCUCGCAGCAGAUCAUGCACACGCGAAUCUACGGCCAGGCCGCCGUGGUGGCCCUGCUGUUGGGCUCCAUGGCCUUCCAUGACUACAUGGCCAAACGUGGCCGCUUCGAGGAGAACGAGGACGACGUGCCCAAGAUCGAGGAUAUCAAAGCCUAGCGCUGCUUUGAGCGGUAGUUCUUGCACUCGAUGUGGCCAUAUUAAUACGUAGACGUUAGUUUGUUACGAGCCACGCAGCAGAAACCAUUGCCAACGACAGGAAUUCCGGUGGCUGGCUGCUAACACGUCGCUACGGAUAAGACCGACUGAGUAAAAGAAUACAUGCACAGCACGUCAACGUCACCC
This is a messenger RNA of Phytophthora nicotianae INRA-310, 884 nucleotides long. RefSeq lists its product as hypothetical. Lineage: Eukaryota; Oomycota; Peronosporomycetes; Peronosporales; Peronosporaceae. The record is from RefSeq and is a predicted model, not a curated record. Gene Ontology annotation, cellular component: mitochondrial inner membrane. Bases 99 to 698 code for a protein of 199 amino acids. Gene Ontology annotation, biological process: mitochondrial respiratory chain complex IV assembly. The transcript has a single exon.